Molecule: messenger RNA, 1314 nt
Organism: Diospyros lotus (date-plum)
Lineage: Eukaryota; Viridiplantae; Streptophyta; Magnoliopsida; Ericales; Ebenaceae
Product: protein FAR1-RELATED SEQUENCE 5-like
Exons: 3
Coding region: 1-1314 (437 amino acids)
Biological process (GO): regulation of DNA-templated transcription
Source: RefSeq, a predicted model, not a curated record
AUGGAUUACUACACUAAACUAUUGACGGAGAACUGGGACGAGUUUGAGGAAGAACAUGAUAGCUAUUUAGAAAAAGAAUAUGACGCACAGACACAGCUAUUUGAUACUAGAGAAGCACUCAUUGGAUGGGCUAAGAAAAUUGGAAAACAAAAUGAAACUGUGAUUGUGAUUAAGAGUUCAGAAUCUGGGGGUCCUGGAAAAAGACCUAGAGUUCGUCUUUCUUGUGAACGUAGUGGAAAGUAUAGAACAUCUAAGAAGAAAGAAGAAAUAAUAGGAGAAUUAAAAAGGAAAUCUACAGGUUCAAAAAAGUGUGAUUGUCCGUUUGAAUUACUUGGUAUGAAAUUUGAGCAGUGGGAGUUGAAAGUUAUAUGUGGAGUGCACAAUCAUCCACUAGCAGUUCAAUUGGAGGGUCAUUCAUAUGCAGGGAGACUUACAGAAAAAGAGAAAGGAAUUUUGAAAACUAUGUCUGAGAAUCUGGUGAAACCUAAAAAUAUUUUGAUGAGUCUCAAGGCAGAUGAUGAGAAUAAUGUUACUACUAUCAAAACUAUAUAUAAUGCGCGUCAAAGAUAUAAACUUAUUGAGAAAGGUGGUAGAUCACAGAUGCAACAGUUGAUGAAGAAAUUAAGAGAAUGUAAUUAUGUGGAGUGGCACAGAACUGAUGGAUCAAAUUGUAUUACAGACUUAUUUUGGGCGCAUCCGAUGUCUAUAGAUUUAUUAAAAAUAUUUCCACAUGUCUUGAUAAUGGAUUGUACAUACAAAACUAACAGAUAUAGAUAUCCACUUCUUGAGAUUGUUGGUGUGACAUCCACUGAGUUAACUUUUCCUGUUGCAUUUGUAUUUAUGAACCAUGAAUACGAGGAUAACUAUACAUGGGCUAUGGAGAGAUUAAAGAAUGUGAUGGGAUCUAAUGCAUGUCCUGGAGUAAUUGUGACUGAUAGAGAAUUAGCAUUGAUGAAUGCAAUAUAUAAAGUGUUUCCAAGUACCACAACCUUAUUAUGUAGAUGGCAUAUAUCUAAAAAUAUACUUGCUAAGUGUAAGAAAUUCUUUGAUAGAAAGGAGACAUGGGAGAAGUUCAUGUUACAAUGGAAUCUUCUUGUUUUUGCCUCUACUGAGAUUGAGUAUCAAAGUCUACUUUCUGACUUAAUGGUUGAGUAUCAUGCAUAUGAAGGAGCACUUGAUUAUGUGAGAAAUACAUGGCUGAAUGAUUACAAAGAAAAAUUUAUUGCAGCGUGGACAAAUAAAGUAUUACAUUUUGGCAAUGUUACUACUAACAGGGCUGAGAGCGCACAUGCAAAACUGAAGAGAUAUCUGUGA